Molecule: messenger RNA, 1053 nt
Organism: Alnus glutinosa
Lineage: Eukaryota; Viridiplantae; Streptophyta; Magnoliopsida; Fagales; Betulaceae
Product: endochitinase EP3-like
Exons: 2
Coding region: 55-885 (276 amino acids)
Biological process (GO): carbohydrate metabolic process; cell wall macromolecule catabolic process; chitin catabolic process
Molecular function (GO): chitin binding; chitinase activity
Source: RefSeq, a predicted model, not a curated record
UUUUUCCUCAUCUCUCAGUUUCUCCUCCGUUCUUUGCCCGCACUCUCUCCCAAAAUGGUAGCAGCCUUUAACAUGAAGCAGAGUCUACUCACCCUUGUCCUAGUUGGAAUUAUAGCAGCUGGGGCCUUGCCAAGCUACAUAGAGGCUCAGAAUUGCGGCUGCGCCACAGAUCAAUGUUGCAGCCGAUGGGGCUACUGUGGCACUGGCGAUGACUAUUGCGGCACCGGGUGCCAAGAGGGCCCUUGCUAUUCCUCCCCUCCGACCAAUGAUGUUUCGGUGGCUGAUAUUGUGACACCAGAAUUCUUCAAUGGGAUCCUUGAUGAGGCUGAUGCAAGUUGUGCUGGAAAGAACUUUUUCACACGAGCAGCGUUUCUUGAAGCUCUUAAUUCAUUUAAUGAAUUUGGUAGGAUUGGUUCGGUUGAUGAUUCUAAGCGCGAGAUUGCAGCCUUCUUUGCCCAUGUUACACAUGAGACUGGACAUUUUUGCUAUAUAGAGGAGAUAGAUGGUCCCUCCAAGGACUACUGUGACGAGACAAACACAGAAUAUCCCUGCAACCCGGACAAAGGUUACUAUGGGCGUGGACCCAUUCAGCUAUCUUGGAAUUUCAAUUAUGGACCAGCAGGAAAGAGCAUUGGAUUCGACGGGUUAAACUCUCCUGAAACUGUUGCGAAUGACCCUAUUAUUUCAUUCAAGACAGCCUUGUGGUAUUGGACAAACUUUGUUCACUCGGUCAUAGACCAAGGAUUUGGGGCAACAAUUCGAGCCAUUAAUGGUAACCUCGAAUGUGAUGGUGCAAACCCUACAACAGUUCAAAAACGUGUUGACUAUUACACUGAAUAUUGUAAUCAACUUGGUGUUGAUCCCGGCAACAAUCUCACUUGCUAGUGUAACAUAGUUCGCUAGCUAGCACCAUGUGCUUUAUUUGUUUUUGUUUAAUUUUCAUCCAGUUAACUCUAAUACCUUUAGCUCAGCUAGUCCUUGUUUCUUCUAUGAUUACUUGUUUAGAUUUGAUUUGUGGUCUAAAAGGAAAUAAAGAGUAUAAUUAAGCAUCAA